This is a messenger RNA of Lathyrus sativus (Indian pea), 534 nucleotides long. The record is from the annotation of a GenBank genome assembly. NCBI's taxonomy places the organism in Eukaryota, Viridiplantae, Streptophyta, Magnoliopsida, Fabales, Fabaceae.
AUGGUGAAAAAAGUCAAGAGUGAAUCAACUGAGUUGCCUGAUUGUAUUAUAUCACAUAUCUUUUCCAAGCUAAGUUUGAAGAAUUUGGUGAAAACUAGUGCAUUGUCCAAACAAUGGUAUCACGAAUGGGGAUUAAGAAAGGACCUCAAUUUUGAUCUCCAUAACAUGUUUGACUGUAAUCCAGAGUUACCAAAAACCCCACUCUUUCCACCCUUUCAACAGCUUCAAUCUCAAUUUGCCACAAGAUUGGAUUAUUUCAUCCAGAAAUAUCAUGGUGACAUCAUCAGUUCAAUCAGAAUCAAUUUUCCAUUAGGUCGGGAUAAUACUCAUGUCAUUGAUAGAUUGAUUCACAAAGGAGUUCUUAAGGGUGUCAAUCGUAUUGAGCUGCUCUUCGCAUAUCCACGGCCAUUGCCUGAUUUUGAAAAAGCAAUGAAAGCAAUGCCCUUUCCAUAUAAUGAAUCUGAUUUUGAAAAAGCAAUGAUUCCAUAUAAUGAAUCUGAUUUUGAAAUAGAGCCAUACAAUUUUUUCUUGUGA